Messenger RNA from Erinaceus europaeus (western European hedgehog), 470 nucleotides. Its product is annotated as cytochrome P450 2C15-like. Gene Ontology annotation, biological process: xenobiotic metabolic process. The transcript has 2 exons. Gene Ontology annotation, cellular component: cytoplasm; intracellular membrane-bounded organelle. Gene Ontology annotation, molecular function: oxidoreductase activity, acting on paired donors, with incorporation or reduction of molecular oxygen, reduced flavin or flavoprotein as one donor, and incorporation of one atom of oxygen; iron ion binding; heme binding. NCBI's taxonomy places the organism in Eukaryota, Metazoa, Chordata, Mammalia, Eulipotyphla, Erinaceidae. The record is from RefSeq and is a predicted model, not a curated record. Bases 6 to 311 code for a protein of 101 amino acids.
CCAGCAUGCAGGACAGGAGCCACAUGCCCUACAUGGACGCCUUGGUGCAUGAGGUCCAGAGAUACAUUGACCUCCUGCCCAUAAACCUGCCCCAUGCCGUGACCCGUGACAUUAAAUUCAGGAACUAUGUCAUCCCUAAGGGCAUGACUGUAAUUACCUCACUGACAUCUGUGUUGCAUGAUGACAAAAAAUUCCCUAAGCCAAAGGUGUUCGAUCCAGGAAGUGGCAACUUUAAGAAGAGUGACCACUUCAUGGCUUUAUCAACAGGUAACAUUCCCUUUAGUCCCUCAGACAACAAGAUUCCUCUUUAGGAGUAUUGGACACUCACAUAGCAACCACUCCUGGGCAGACAGAAUGGCUCUUUGUCUAUUAUAAUGAGCUCCACCCCAGUGCCUAUAGAUUUUCCUUCCUUAUGACACCUCUGCAUUGUUGGGUGAGACUGCUGGUUCGUUGUAGAGAUGAUACAAACA